This is a messenger RNA of Hyalella azteca, 2426 nucleotides long. RefSeq names its product probable E3 ubiquitin-protein ligase ARI10. NCBI's taxonomy places the organism in Eukaryota, Metazoa, Arthropoda, Malacostraca, Amphipoda, Hyalellidae. The coding region runs from base 1 to 489 and encodes 162 amino acids. The record is from RefSeq and is a predicted model, not a curated record. The transcript has 4 exons.
AUGUGUAUAAGAGACAGACUGCAGGCUGUGCUGAACGUAUUGUCUGUACUGCAGGCUGUGCUGAACGUGUUGUCUGUACUGCAGGCUGUGCUGAACAUGUUGUCUGUACUGCAGGCUGUGCUGAACGUAUUGCUGUGCAAGAAGGCCGACCACACGCCGGAUAAAUGCGAGGAGGCCGACGACCAGAAGAAUGCCAGGACGCACCUCGAGAACGAGAUGUCCGAGGCUUUGGUCAGAGAGUGUCCCAAAUGCCACAAGAGGUUCGUGAAGGAGUCAGGCUGCAACAAGAUGACGUGUUCCUGCGGGAACAAAAUGUGCUAUAUCUGCAGGCAGUCCAUCGUCGACUACAACCACUUCCACAACGGCACGUGUGAAUUGCACACAAAUGACCUGGAGGCCCUUCAUCGAAGUGAAGUGAUGCGCAGAGCUGCAGAAGUGAAAGAGAACAUCGAUACGAACCUGCUCCUCCACGACCCCUCUAUGUCGUAGACCAGCACUGGGCUGGGGUCUGACCCAUCCAUGUCGUAGAGCAGCUCCGGGCUGGGGUCUGACCCCUCCUUAUAUAUCGUGUAUCAGCCCCGGGUUGCGGUCUGUCUUCUUCCCCAUGGAGACGCCCUGAUCCCGCAACACACUUCGUAUAAUAGCACACUCAUAUAUAUGAAUGGGUUAUAUCGCUCAAAUAGUGACACACUUUCUUCCCACAGCUCUAGCGGACGUAGUUCUAUCGCGUCACACUGGGUCAGGAUUGCCCACACAAGAAAAAAAUUUCAUUGCUAUUUGAACCAAGUCUCGCUUAUUGCCUUGAGUGUAUAAUAUUCUGUUACUCAUGAACUUACUGGACUUUGAGGUCAAUAUGGACAUUAAAUAUAUUCUUAAGACAGACUACUAUUUUUCUGCGACUUACUAAACGUUAGUUCUAGCCUCGAUUUGUCAGGUUCUGUAGCGUCACUCAGAGAUAUAAGUGGAGACUUUUUUAAAGCGCAUGACAAUAAAGUGUUGCGUGCCAGAGCAUCAGGAGCUAUCGUUGUGUUUACAGCCCCGUCUGCAGGCUGCUGCGGGCUUCUCACUUACAAGUCUUUAAUAAUUUUUUUAUGGAGCGCUGAAUAUUCAAAAGGAACAUGUGUCUUUCACUGAAAGAAUAAACAUUCCUAUCCGCAUUUUUCGCAACAGCUAUGCAUUAGUCUUAUUUCUAUUUCAUACAUUUUUAAAUCCGUAUUUUUACCUUUUUACGUUUUAUUUUUUGCUUAACCACAAGUCUUGCUGACACAAAUGCCUCGUGUCUUCUGUUUUUCCCUUGAAUUUUCGUCUAAGGCCAUGUUUUAUUUUUAGUUUGGCUAGUCAACCUUUAUUUGAUUUAUAUUAUUAGAGGAUUUGAGAGUACUAUUAUUAAGGAUUGUUUAUUGCAAUAUGACAAAUAUUGUUGGAUUUUAAUGUGAGUUCGUCUAUUUGGAAAUGCUGGAUUAACCUGAGAUACGGCAACUGGCGCUGAGAUCGUGAUAUUUUACUCAUCUCUCAAGUUAAGGGGAAUAUAGUUUAUUUUGCAUUCUAGGAAUAUCAUUUCAAUUUCAGAAUUUGAAAGAAUAAUCAGUGGUUACUAAAAUUUAUAAUUCUUAGUCUCGCGUUCUGAAUCGUUGAACAUUCGCAAUUGAGCAACGGAUUGUGACUGACCGUGAUAGCUAAGUUUGUUUGAUACAACGAAUAAUGAAAAGCGGUUACUCCAACAAAAUGCGUCCUGAUGUUAACUCUGAAGGUUAUUUGAUAACAUUUUCCUUCGAACCCACAUUGAGAAGGAAAUUUUUGCAAUAUGGCGUCCCUAAGUCGUUGUGCAUGAUAGCUGCUGAUGUGUCGGCACCUCAUAUCUGCUGAUGUGUCGGCACCUCAUAGCUGCUGAUGUGUCGGCACCUCAUAUCUGCUGAUGUGUCGGCACCUCAUAGCUGCUGAUGUGUCGGCACCUCAUAGCUGCUUAUGUGUCGGCACCUCGUAGCUGCUGAUGUGUCGGCACCUCAUAGCUGCUGAUGUGUCGGCACCUCAUAACUGCUGAUGUGUCGGCACCUCAUAACUGCUGAUGUGUCAGCACCUCAUAUCUGCUGAUGUGUCGGCACCUCAUAGCUGCUGAUGUGUAGGGAUCUGUUCGCUGAUGUUAUGAACAUAAACGUUGAUUACGAACCUACGAAGUGCAGCUUUAACAUCCAACAUAACGCAUCAAACAACUAUUUGAAGUGAAGUAUUAAGCUCACGUAGGUCUACGCUCACGCGUAGCACUACGUCGCUAUUAGUUCGCCGUUAAACGCAUUUAUUCAGUUCAUUAUAUAUGUUUGGUGCGAAAAAUAUUAUUUGUUGUCAAUAUUUUCAUUUCGUUUAUAUGGUCGUAUUUACUUGAAAAGCUAUACUCGUUUUUACUAGGCGGUAAAUAUAUUUUCUACGCA